AUGUCGGCUCUGAAGCCCCUCCAGUACGUCGCGACCAGGCCGAGGUCAUCGAUCAACAAGCGGACAUCGUCGAUGCCCACGAGGAGGAAUUACGGGCCUCAGUUGCAGGGCGUUAUGACGGUCGUCGGGCGAUCGGCGUUGUCGAAAGAGUUGAUGGCUUCCUACAAGCACACGAAACGGCUCGGACCCUAUCUCCUCGGCCCGACCAUCGGCGAGGGAAGCUUCACGAAAGUGAAAGAGGCGAUGCACGUUCUCGUUGGCGAAAAGGUUUGGCUCUUCGCGAUUGGUGACGAGGACAACCGAUUGGAAUAUCUGGACCCUGUAACACAUCAGAUCAAAGGAUACAAUGCCGACAUCAUCGAUGCAGUUUGUGAAAUAGCCAACAAGAACUGUGAGUUGGUAUGGGAUUUGUACAGUAACUGUUGGUACAGCCGAUCAAACGAGAGAGCCCACGGCGGAGUCGGUCUGAUGGCCAAAUGGUACACCGCAUGCACAGGAUGGGUCCAAACCUAUGAUCGUCUUCUAACCUUCGACUUCACACGACCAUUCUCCCAGAAGGGGAAGGUCGCCCUCUACGCCCAAAGUGGAAGCAGUCAGGAUUACUCUGAUCUUUCAGGACUCAAAGUUGGUUUCCUAGAAAUGUGGUUCUCUGAUGAGGCUUGUCUGUCUCGUUUCACCACCGAUUCGUCCUUCCCCAUCGUGGGAGCAGAUCUGCCAUCCGAUAGCCAAAAGAUCACCUACGUUACCGCGAAAGACCUGAUCGCCGCCGUGCAGAAUGGAGAUGUCGACGUCGCAUUCAGUGCCCGACUUCCCCAACUUGACGCUGCCCUGGAAACUAUUUCUCCCGCGGACUUUCCGAAUAUCUGCGUAGCGGGUGGUGGAAGUAUGAUGACUUCAAAGGCUAACAAAGAAUUCGUAGUCGAGUUCGUUCGGUGUCAAAAUCUAAAGCUCGCUAAUGACAACCGGUGGGGGUGGCGACUGGUGGUGGUGGAGACUGGUGGUAGUGGAGACUGGUGGUGGUGGUGGUGGUAG
Messenger RNA from Strongylocentrotus purpuratus (purple sea urchin), 1032 nucleotides. RefSeq lists its product as uncharacterized. Lineage: Eukaryota; Metazoa; Echinodermata; Echinoidea; Camarodonta; Strongylocentrotidae. The record is from RefSeq and is a predicted model, not a curated record. The transcript has 7 exons. The coding region runs from base 1 to 1032 and encodes 343 amino acids.